This is a messenger RNA of Benincasa hispida (wax gourd), 1280 nucleotides long. Lineage: Eukaryota; Viridiplantae; Streptophyta; Magnoliopsida; Cucurbitales; Cucurbitaceae. The record is from RefSeq and is a predicted model, not a curated record.
GGGCUCUGGUUUGGUUACUGGAUUCACCAAGCUAUGCAAGGGCUUAGCCGUUGUGCUAAUUGGCGGGCAUAUCUUGGUUCAGGUUUUUCCUGCGGUUGUUAACUAUCUUGCUCUUAUUCCAGCCAGGUAACCUUCCUCAAGAGGAGACUUAAUUGGGCAUGAAAAAUUUGUCUUUCUUUCUCAUUGACUGUUCAUCAAAAUACCAAAAUUGUCAUUAUCAUUCAGUAUCCUAUCAACGCUCUCCACCUCUCACUUUCUUGUAUAUAGAUUUAUCGAGGACAAUUCCUUUUGCCUGGAAUCUCUUAACUGCUGGUUAUAUUGAACAGUCAGUAUAUGGGGUUGUUGUCAGCACAGUUGGCCUCCUUUUUGUUGGAAAGUUGCUUGAACCCAUAUGGGGCUCUAGAGAAUUUCUGAAAUUCAUCUUUGUAGUCAAUUUUCUAACCUCUUUAUGUGUCUUUAUCACAGCAAUUGCCCUGUACUAUAUUACACAGGAGGAAAGUUAUCUUUAUUUGCCUGUAUCUGGUUUCUAUGGGAUUCUAGCUGGGUUCUUGGUUGGGAUCAAACAAAUGAUACCUGAUCAAGAGUUGCCAGUAUUGAAACUAAGAGCUAAGUGGUUGCCAUCUCUUGCUGUAUUGGUAUCCGUUGCUGUAAGCUUUUGGACAACAGGAGCAGCAACAUAUCUUCCAACAAUAAUAUUUGGGACAUACGUCAGCUGGAUUUAUCUGAGAUACUGGCAGAGGAAACCUGAAGCAAAACUUAAAGGCGAUCCAAGUGAUGAUUUUGCAUUCUCUACAUUCUUCCCUGAACUUUUACGGCCAGUCAUUGAUCCAGUUGCAUCAAUAUUUUAUCGUCUGCUUUGUGGAAGAUCUGAAUCCCCUAACAAUGCUGAGGACUAUACUGCUGGAAGCGCCCCACUGCCCGGUUCGGAUCCUAUUGAGGCAUCUAGAAGAAGAGAAAGGGGAGCUAGAGCUUUGGAAGAAAGAUUGGCAGCUGAGAGAUUGGCUGCAUCCAGAAGUGCUCAAGAGUCAGGAAGAGAUGCAACAGAGAAUGUCUGAUUGAUUAUUAUAUUUGGUUAUCUGAUAGGGUCUAUGUUUGUUGAUUAACUAUGAAGAGGUCCUCUUUUCUUUAUUCUGAGAUGCAAUUUUGUUUUGCACAUUCCUUUUGUGGUCCUUGAGUUACAAAAAACUGUUGCUUCGUUUGUGCUUUUUUGCAGCAUUGGGGAUUUAUCUGUAUACAGCACGAGAUAUAUAAGAGUAGAAUUUCAUCGGAAGUUUCUUCCA